Messenger RNA from Electrophorus electricus (electric eel), 2256 nucleotides. It is a transcript of the gene cxcr5, whose product is annotated as chemokine (C-X-C motif) receptor 5. Lineage: Eukaryota; Metazoa; Chordata; Actinopteri; Gymnotiformes; Gymnotidae. Gene Ontology annotation, molecular function: C-C chemokine binding; C-C chemokine receptor activity. Gene Ontology annotation, biological process: positive regulation of cytosolic calcium ion concentration; cell chemotaxis; G protein-coupled receptor signaling pathway. The record is from RefSeq and is a predicted model, not a curated record. Gene Ontology annotation, cellular component: external side of plasma membrane; membrane.
AAAUGAUGUAUACAUAUAACACUCUUUAUAAUACAUUGAAAAUCUAUUAUUUUUCAGUGAUUUGCAUGUAUACAAUAUGAUCUAAUUGCCUGCGCAUUAUUACUUGUAGUUUUAUUAUCAUUUUAAGACAAUCACCUUAUAAUGUCUGUAGGAACACUGACAUUGUGCAUUGCAAGAGCUGUUUUGUUGUUGCUGUUGUUGUUUUGUUUCUUUUUAUCCUUUUUUGUGCAUUUCUGAAUUUGUUGAAACUAUACUGCCAGAAAUGUUCACAAACAUGCAAAGCGGAUGGACAGCAACUCAUUAAAACAUCAGAAGCCCGUUACUGCUUUCUCUUUGUGAUUGUCAAAAUGGAUAAUGGAUAAUGUCUAACAGCGUCCAUUCAUCUUUGUGUUAGUAGAUAUGAGAUUGUUAUUAUAAGUAUGAUCCUUCAAAUCCUAGUUGUUUGAUCUGUCUGAAAUGUUAUUCAGCAAGUAGAUUUGUCGAAACGGAAAAUAAAUUCUGAAAUUGUAUGUGGGUGUGAAUUUAAAAAAACAAGAGAAAUCCAACAGCUGGAACGUACUUCCUGGAAGCACGGCUGAUUGGCCUUUUGUUCUUAUAGGUUCUUACUCUACUUGAAAAAGAAAAAGUCACACUUGGAAAAUAACAGAUUGAUUAAUGAUCAAUGACGAGAUGAAUGAUAUAGUGGAUCGGAUCAUCCUGGAGUUACCUGCUUAUAAUAACAACUACUUUCCUGAGUAUGAGAAUGCCUCAGAGAGCCCAGUGCUGGGAAGUUAUACAUGUGAAGAGAGAGACGACACGCUACAUGUGUACCACACUGUGGUGCAGCCUCUGAUCUACAGCAUCGUGUUUCUGUUGGGCAUAGUGGGGAAUGGCUUGCUCCUCACCGUCCUGUUACAGAGACACGCUUGCCUGCGCAUCACCGAGAUCUACCUGCUGCACCUAGCCGUGGCCGAUCUGCUCCUGCUCCUCGGCUUACCGUUCGCCAUCACCCAGGUGCUGGGGAGCUGGGUUUUCGGUGACUUCCUGUGUAAAGUCAUGGGGCUGCUGAACCGCCUGAACCUGGUGUGCGGGAGCCUGCUACUGGCGUGCAUCGGCUUCGACCGCUACCUCGCCGUCGUGCAUGCCAUCUCCAGCCUCGGGAGCCGGCAGCCACGGGUCGUGCACCUCACCUGCGGCCUGCUCUGGCUCUUCAGUCUCGUCGUGGGCAUGCCCAACAUCGUCUUCCUCUCCGUGGUGUCUACGGACCAUGGGUCGUCGCAGCUGCAGUGCCACUUCCACAACCACCACAUCCACGCUUUCAACUGGACCAUCGCCAGCCGCUUCCUCACCCACCUGCUGUGCUUCUUCCUGCCCCUGGUCGUCAUGAGUUACUGCUACAUCGCCGUGGUGAUCACCCUCCGGCGCAGCCAGCAGAGUCUCCAGAAGCAGAGCGCCAUUCGCCUGGCCAUGCUGGUGACCGGGGUCUUCUGCUUGUGCUGGCUUCCGUACAACUUGGCCCUCCUGGUUCACAGCCUGGUGCAGCUGAACAUUCUGACCGAGGAGAGCUGCGAGGCUCGCCGUGCGCUGGCUCAGAGCCUCGUGCUCACAGAGAGUUUGGGUUACAUGCACUCCUGCCUCAACCCCAUCCUGUACGCCUUCGUAGGGGUGCGUUUCCGCAGCGACCUUCUGCAGCUUUUGGCCAAAUGGGGCUUGGGGUCUGCCUGUGGCCCGCUGCUACGAGUUGGAGGUCGGAGGAGGGUGUCGGUCUCUGAUGCAGCUACCACCAGCACCACCACCACCAACCAGUACAUAUGAGAACACCAUCCAGGAAGGAGGGAUUCUGGAGGAAGAGUCGGAGUCUCUAAGACUGAGAGUCUCUGGCUGAUCACUGAAUCAUGAGAAGAUUAUCGAUUCCUCAUACAAAUCUGAACUUGUUUCUCUCCGUGUUUAUACCGCAGUGGUGAUCAACAAUGCCUAACCUUCCUCUGAAGUUUAGCUUCAACCCUCAUCUAACACACCUGUCUCUGCUGCUUUCUGCUCACCCUAACCUGAAAUCCCCCAGCGUCUGCGUCAGGUGUCUGUACGAAGGGAGAGCUUCCAGCUUGCAGCCUUGGCUAUGCAGCGAGUGAACUGUGCUUUGGGACUCUUUUAGCCUGCGCUUAUCUGGUAACAGCUUUAAAACACUUCACACUGAAUUCUGGGCUCAUGCUCACUAAUGUUUGAUGCAGAAUAACCAAAUGAGAGAUCUGUAAAAUUAAACUGAUCGUAUUCUCUGCC